GAAGGGGACGCGAUGUCGGAGACCGCGCCUGUUGCCGCUCCCGCGGUUUCUGCUCCCGGCGCCAAGGCCGCCGCCAAGAAGCCGAAGAAGGCGGCGAGCGGCUCCAAAGCCCGCAAGCCCGCGGGGCCCAGCGUCACCGAGCUGAUCACCAAGGCCGUGUCCGCCUCCAAGGAGCGCAAGGGGCUCUCGCUCGCCGCGCUCAAGAAGGCGCUGGCCGCCGGCGGCUACGAUGUGGAGAAGAACAACAGCCGCAUCAAGCUGGGGCUCAAGAGCCUCGUCAGCAAGGGCACCCUGGUGCAGACCAAGGGCACCGGCGCCUCUGGCUCUUUCAAGCUGAACAAGAAGCCGGGUGAGGCAAAAGAGAAGGCAACGAAGAAGAAGCCAGCUGCUAAGCCCAAGAAGCCGGCGGCCAAGAAGCCCGCCAGCGCCGCCAAGAAGCCCAAGAAGGCGGCGGCGGUGAAGAAGAGCCCCAAGAAAGCGAAGAAGCCGGCGGCCGCAGCGGCCAAGAAAGCAGCGAAGAGCCCCAAGAAAGCCGCAAAGGCAGGCCGCCCCAAAAAGGCAGCGAAGAGCCCGGCUAAGGCAAAAGCGGUGAAGCCCAAAGCAGCCAAGCCCAAGGCAGCCAAACCCAAAGCGGCCAAGGCAAAGAAGGCAGCGCCCAAGAAGAAGUAAGAUGACUGAGAGGAUUUGAGAGUCUACUCAUUUAAAUAAACCCAAAGGCUC
This is a messenger RNA of Catharus ustulatus (Swainson's thrush), 720 nucleotides long. RefSeq names its product histone H1. Gene Ontology annotation, biological process: nucleosome assembly. The transcript has a single exon. Gene Ontology annotation, molecular function: structural constituent of chromatin; DNA binding. Bases 13 to 669 code for a protein of 218 amino acids. Lineage: Eukaryota; Metazoa; Chordata; Aves; Passeriformes; Turdidae. The record is from RefSeq and is a predicted model, not a curated record. Gene Ontology annotation, cellular component: nucleosome.